AUUCAUGUAUUACUUUAUCAUAUACACUAAUCCUAAUAUUUUAUAUGUGAAAGUAAGUUUGUUACCUUUUCAUUCUCUAUCUACUUAACUAAUCUUCCUGAAAUCUCAAUCAUACAUGUCGUUUUUUAAACUACAGCACGGAGAAGGACGAGUAGGGUACAAUUUAUCCUGGAUAAAACAACUGUUUCUGAGAUAUACACACAGUGUUUUGGUCAAAGUUAAAAAAUGAUAAUAAUAAGAAAAAUAGUUUCCAUGAUAAAAUUGAUUAUUCUAUCAAUAUAAACCUAUAAAAACUUUUUAAUUUUUACUUCUUUUAUUUGACAGACGUCAUUCAGUAAAAAGCACGUCAGCUUCAUCUACAAACAAUAUGUCAACAAAGAUCAAUUUAGUUUUCAACGAUUUUUAGUUAUAAUCAUACAAAAUGCAUACAGUGGCAUUGCCCCGCACAUGUCUCGGCUUCACAAACUUUCUAUUUUUCCUGUUCGGCAUGAUAGGUUUCUUCAUUUGUCUGUGGUGCUCCUUGAACCCCAACUUGUUCAAAGACGUGAACUACACAGUGACGAAGAGUUCCAUAGUCGAUAGCAUCGCGGAUUUCCUCAGUUUGAAGUUGUGGUAUACGCCAAUGACGUCCAUUUUGAUACCCAUCGCUUUUGUCACAAUGUUGACCUCAUGCUGCGGCAUAUUAGGCGCUGGCUGCCGCAUGAAGUGCGCCAUCAAAUCCUACGUGUUCCUAGCUACGGUGCUCUCGUCUAUCGCUUUCUGGAUAUUCUUCAUAACUGGAAUCUACAACAUCUACUCGGACAACCAGAAAACAAGAUUAUACUUGGAACGGUCUUUAAUUUUCGAUUAUGGAAAAGAAAGUGAUAUGAUAACAUUUUUAUGGAAUUACACAAUGCAGAAUUAUGAGUGCUGCGGCGUCAACGGAUACAGGGACUUCAAUAAUUCCCAGUGGCAUAGACACAAUCCUGUCAAAUUAUACCCUAUUCAAUGUUGCAAGUUACUAAACAGAGACAACCUGACACCUGUCUCACAAAACUGCACUUUGGUCGACGAUGCCUCAAUUGAGUCGUACAAAAAUGUCGGCUGCUUUCUGGCACUGAGGCGUGCUAUAAUCGAGAACAAAGUACUGCUGAUUUUCUACAUCGUGUUCCUUGGCACACUAUAUUCGGCUUUGACGUUUUUCGCGUACUGUAUCAUCAGGGGCGAGCCGUUGAUUAAAGCUAUUUCGGGCGGAUUUACUUUCUUGCCUGCGAGAAACGUGCCAGAGACCAUAGUGGAAAGGAAGCACUCUUACGACACUAUGUCGUAUAUGGAGGAGCCUCCGAAGAAAGUGGUGAAGGUUGUGUCGUCAGCGAAUCCGUUCCAGACGUAUAAAUACGCUCCGAGUGCGCCGAUCGCUCCAAGCGCGUACGACCACGGCCACCUCAGCAAUACUUAUCCCCAAUAUAUUGGACGCCCGAUGUAGAAUUUUUUAAUUAAAUUAUGUUUGUAUGA
Molecule: messenger RNA, 1494 nt
Organism: Plodia interpunctella (Indianmeal moth)
Lineage: Eukaryota; Metazoa; Arthropoda; Insecta; Lepidoptera; Pyralidae
Product: tetraspanin-1-like
Exons: 1
Coding region: 422-1465 (347 amino acids)
Cellular component (GO): plasma membrane
Source: RefSeq, a predicted model, not a curated record